GUUGUUUUCGUCUCUCACACUAGGGUUUUUUCACAGACCACGAGAAGCUACAGGGGAAGUCCAGACAAACGUAAUUGCGAUUGAGCGUUCUCUUCUUUCUCUAUCUGGGGUUCUCCCUCUUUAAAAACCGAUAAUGAAGGUCAAAGUUAUAUCACGUUCCACGGAUGAAUUUACUCGCGAACGAAGCCAAGAUCUCCAGAGGGUAUUUCGAAACUUUGAUCCAAACCUACGAAAGCAAGAAAAGGCGGUUGAAUAUGUACGCGCUCUUAAUGCGGCUAAAUUGGAUAAGGUUUUUGCCAGGCCGUUUAUUGGAGCAAUGGAUGGGCAUAUAGAUUCCAUUUCUUGUAUGGCAAAGAAUCCCAAUUACUUAAAAGGGAUAUUUUCUGGUUCAAUGGAUGGAGAUAUUCGUCUUUGGGAUAUAGCUUCCAGGCGAACAGUUUGUCAGUUUCCUGGUCAUCAAGGUGCUGUACGGGGUUUGACAGCAUCCACAGAUGGACGCAUUCUUGUAUCAUGUGGAACUGAUUGCACUGUCAGGCUAUGGAAUGUACCUGUUGCUACCAUCAGUGACUCAGAUGACUCCUCUGAUAAUUCUAUGAAGCCACUGGCGGUUCACGUUUGGAAAAAUGCAUUCUGGGGUGUCGAUCAUCAGUGGGAUGGUAAUCUUUUUGCCACUGCUGGUGCCCAAGUAGAUAUCUGGGACCACAAUAGGUCUCAACCUGUCAACACUUUUCAAUGGGGAAAUGACUCUGUUAUAUCUGUUCGAUUUAAUCCUGGAGAACCAGAUCUCUUGGCAGCAUCAGCUAGUGACCGCAGUCUAAUACUAUACGAUUUGCGUAUGUCAUCCCCAGCAAGGAAGCUUAUAAUGAGGACAAAAACUAAUUCUAUUUCUUGGAAUCCAAUGGAACCCAUGAACUUCACAGCUGCUAAUGAAGAUUGCAACUGCUAUAGCUAUGAUGCUAGAAAACUGGAUGAAGCCAAAUGUGUGCACAAAGAUCAUGUUUCUGCAGUGAUGGAUAUUGAUUACUCACCCACUGGUCGGGAAUUUGUAACCGGAUCUUAUGAUAGAACAGUAAGAAUAUUCCAGUACAAUGGUGGGCAUAGUCGGGAAAUCUAUCAUACUAAGAGAAUGCAAAGGGUUUUCUGUGUCAAGUUCACCUGUGAUGCAAGUUACGUCAUCUCAGGGAGUGAUGACACCAACCUACGACUUUGGAAAGCUAAAGCAUCAGAACAAUUGGGAGUUCUUCUCCCAAGGGAACGGAAAAAGCAUGAAUAUCAUGAGGCUGUCAAAAAUCGGUACAAGCACCUCCCCGAGGUGAAGCGUAUUGUCAGGCACAGGCACUUGCCAAAACCAAUAUUUAAGGCUGCUGCUCUCAGACGCACUAUGACUGAAGCGGAAAGGAGGAAAGAAGAGAAGAGGAAAGCUCACAGUGCCCCGGGAAGCAUUUCAACAGAGCCAUUGCGGAAAAGAAGAAUUAUCCAAGAAGUUGAGUGAGUUGAUUAUUAACAGAUGGUCAGGGUAGCCUGCUUGUGGAUAACUGAUUAUCCAAGGUUAUUGGCUGUUUCAUGGGCAAGUCGGUUCCUUUCUCAGCACAAUGCAGGUCUCAUUUCAUGGUUCCUUGGGGUACGAUGACUCACCAUCCCUUACCUCCUGAAGCACAGAGCAGAAAUCAAGUAUAUGCUCAUGAUAUGUAACGAUUUUGUUGGGCCCAUGAAUUUUUGACAUUUUGUAAUCUAUCAUGAUUUGGUUCAUUAUAUUUUGUCCUCUCAUCUUACCUCUAUAGAAUAUGUUGUGUUCGCCUUCA
Molecule: messenger RNA, 1802 nt
Organism: Vitis riparia (riverbank grape)
Lineage: Eukaryota; Viridiplantae; Streptophyta; Magnoliopsida; Vitales; Vitaceae
Product: DDB1- and CUL4-associated factor 13
Exons: 17
Coding region: 134-1492 (452 amino acids)
Biological process (GO): maturation of SSU-rRNA from tricistronic rRNA transcript (SSU-rRNA, 5.8S rRNA, LSU-rRNA)
Cellular component (GO): nucleolus; small-subunit processome
Molecular function (GO): protein binding
Source: RefSeq, a predicted model, not a curated record